Mesitornis unicolor (brown roatelo) is the source of this 761-nucleotide messenger RNA. It is a transcript of the gene TFAP2D, whose product is annotated as transcription factor AP-2 delta (activating enhancer binding protein 2 delta). Gene Ontology annotation, cellular component: nucleus. The transcript is spliced from 5 exons. Gene Ontology annotation, molecular function: DNA-binding transcription factor activity, RNA polymerase II-specific; RNA polymerase II transcription regulatory region sequence-specific DNA binding. Gene Ontology annotation, biological process: regulation of cell population proliferation; anatomical structure development; regulation of transcription by RNA polymerase II. The record is from RefSeq and is a predicted model, not a curated record. NCBI's taxonomy places the organism in Eukaryota, Metazoa, Chordata, Aves, Mesitornithiformes, Mesitornithidae. The annotation marks the transcript as partial.
GUGGCACCUGCGUUGUUAACCCCACUGACCUGUUCUGCUCCGUACCUGGUCGCUUAUCUCUACUCAGCUCCACUUCGAAGUACAAAGUCACCAUUGCAGAGGUAAAGAGGCGCCUUUCACCACCAGAAUGCCUCAACGCUUCCCUCUUAGGAGGUAUUUUGAGAAGAGCAAAAUCCAAGAAUGGAGGACGCUGCUUGCGAGAAAAAUUAGACAGACUGGGACUGAAUUUGCCCGCAGGAAGAAGAAAAGCAGCAAACGUCACACUCUUGACUUCCUUGGUAGAAGGUGAAGCAUUACAUUUGGCCAGAGAUUUCGGCUACACCUGUGAAACAGAAUUCCCUGCCAAAGCAGUAGGAGAGCACAUUGCCAGACAGCACAUGGAACAGAAAGAGCAGACAGCAAGGAAAAAGAUGAUCCUAGCGACAAAACAAAUAUGUAAAGAAUUCCAAGACCUUCUAAGUCAAGACAGAUCACCCCUCGGAUCCUCCAGACCGACUCCAAUAUUAGACCUCGACAUCCAGAGACAUUUAACACAUUUCAGUUUGAUCACUCAUGGUUUUGGAACUCCUGCAAUAUGUGCUGCCCUAAGCACUUUCCAAACUGUUCUCAGUGAAAUGCUGAACUACUUGGAAAAGCACACAUCGCACAAAAACGGAGGAGCGGCGGAAUCCGGCCAAGGACACGCCAACUCGGAGAAAGCCCCCCUGCGGAAAACUUCAGAGGCUGCUGUGAAAGAGGGCAAAACAGAAAAGACAGACUAG